CUAAAUAAAUAAAUAAAUAUUUUACAACUGAAAAAGGAAUCUUUUUGUUCCCCUGAAAAGAAAGAUUAAGAAAGAAAGGGUUACCUGAAAAUCUAGUUUGGAUGUAAAUCUAGAAGCAGCGUUUUAGAAUUCAGAGGCAUUGAGAAAAAGCGCGAACGAAGAAGAAGAAGAUAAGAGGCAUUUCAAUUUUCAACAGUUACUGUUACAGUUACAGUUACAGAAGCCAAUCAAUAAUCAUAAUCGAUGAGGAAGGAGAAAGAACCCAUGCCUUCGAGCCCCGCCAGCGGCGAAGAAAGCGACGAAAAGCAAAGCUUCUCCUCCAAAAACAAAUUCUCUUCCCGCAAUGCUUCUUCCAAGUACGAUUUCGUUAAGGUGAAGGUGUGGUUGGGUGAUAAUGCGGAUCACUACUAUGUUCUGUCCAGAUUUUUGCUCAGUAGGAUGCUAACUGUAACCAAGAUUCCAAAUCAUGUAGCUAUUAAAAUUGCUCUUGAACUGAAGAAGCUGCUCAUUGACAAUAGCCUUCAAGAUGUCUCUCAGUCCGAUUUGGAGGUCAACUUAUUCAAGCUAAUGGAGAGGCGGGGAUAUGGAGAAGAGUACAUUAAUCGUUAUAAGAUGAUGACAAGGUUUCAUCAUCAAAGAGUUCCACUGGUAAUCCUUGUUUGUGGAACUGCUUGUGUUGGGAAGUCUACUAUUGCCACCCAGCUUGCGCAGAGGUUAAAUCUACCAAAUGUGUUGCAGACAGAUAUGGUUUACGAAUUGUUGCGCACAUCAACAGAUGCACCAUUGGCGUCAACUCCUGUAUGGACGCGAGACUUUAAUUCAUCGGAGGAGUUAAUAACUGAAUUUUGCAGAGAAUGCAGAGUUGUUCGCAAAGGUUUGGCUGGUGAUUUGAAAAAGGCAAUGAAGGAUGGAAAGCCAAUUAUAAUUGAGGGAAUUCAUUUGGACCCUAGCAUUUAUUUAGUAGACGAUGAGAAAUCACCUGCUGCUAUACAAGCUGAAAAUAAAGGGAUGAAUUCAACAUCUGCGGCACCAGACGAUAGUGCUACAGUUCAAACGGAAAAUACUAAUGAAGGUAGUCAUGAUGAGAAUCAUGGUGGUUCCAGGACUCUGAGUUCAACUGAAGGAAUAUCUAUGGACCAAGUUGAUGCAGUAUCAAAUAAUGUCGCAUCCAUUAAUCUAGCUGGAAGCACAUCUGGGCAUGAAGUUUCUCAUGCAGGUGCUGCUUCUCUCAAAGAAAUAGAGGCAGACAAAAAAAUUGUUACUAAAAAGUCAGGUCCUAAGCCAAUAAUUGUGCCUAUUGUUCUGAAGAUGGCUGAAUUUGAUCAUAAGGCAUUACUUGAGGAGUGGAUCUGCUCUCGCACGUUUACCGAGAAAUGCCCUGACAAGGAUAAAGAUAAGCUUAUAGCAAAUUUGAAAACCAUACAAGAUUACCUGUGCUCUUUCACCUCACAAGGGUUGACUGUGGUGAAUGUAUCAGCAACAACAUUUCCUCAAACAUUGGAUUGGCUCCAUAAUCACCUUCUUCAGUGCAUUGAGCAAGGUACUUCAUUAGGAUCAAAUGAACAUGUUGCGCAAGCUGGUGCAGAAUAGUUGUAAUUAUCCAAUUCUGACAGCGAUGGUUUGCAUGUUUAACUUGAGGUUGUAAGUGGAUCCCUGAAUCUGUCCAAAUGCUAUCUUCUCAAAUGAUUGGUGGCUGCGUUUUCGCAACGUAUGAAAAGGAUAUCCCAAUCAUGAUAUCAUCAUGGCUUGGAAAGAGAAGGCAAUACAAUAGGCCUUCAUAGAAGCAGUAAUUGUUACAUCCAUGUUUAUUGUUUUCUCAACAUUUGAUGCUGAGAGCAAUUGCACAGUUAUUGUAUCAUGAUAUAUCAUGUUGAAGCAAUCUCUUAUUAUUGAAAGAAUACAAUAAAGUUCAGUAUAACCGUUCCACUGAUUGAAAAA
This is a messenger RNA of Arachis ipaensis, 1938 nucleotides long. RefSeq names its product P-loop containing nucleoside triphosphate hydrolases superfamily protein. Lineage: Eukaryota; Viridiplantae; Streptophyta; Magnoliopsida; Fabales; Fabaceae. The record is from RefSeq and is a predicted model, not a curated record.